UCAAUACCUAAGGAGAAGACUGUCUCUUUUUUUUUUUUUUUAAUGUUUCUUCAAUUGGAGGCCAUGGCUAUUCUUAAGCAAUUUACUUAUGGUCUCUCCAAGAACCUCGGAUAAACAAGAUUCACUUAAAGUUCAAAAAAAAAGAAAAAGAUUCACGGACAUGCACACCAUCCUUUCUUGUCUUUAUAUGCAUCUUGUUUUAUCAUCUGAGAAUCAAAGUUCCAAAACAGAAAACCUACAAGACUGUUUAUAUUUCUCAAAUGUCGCAUCAACUUGACCCGGUCGCUGAGCUCGAAACAUUAAAAACUCGUGUUCAUCAACCAGGAAGCCCUAGUUUCUCAACAGUUGGCCACCGUCACCAAUCUGGUGAAGCUUCAAAGUUGUCGCCUACUGGCUCGCCAAGAAAGGAAAAUGAGCAUCAUGGAGAACAUUCCCACCAUAAGAAAUCUUUGUUCUCAAAAAUGAAGGAUAAGGCAAAAAAACUGCAGCACAGUCUCAGCGGCAAGAGGAGACAUGAUGGAGAAGGUGACGCAACCAUGUCGCCACCAUUUGGCAGAUCCGCAGAGCACCAAGUUAGAGAAGCAGGAGGUUAUGCCACACUUUCACCACGUGACAAGUCUAAAGACCAUAAAGUAAUAGAAGAAGGAGAAUUAGAAGAAGAAGAUCCUGAAUAUCUUGGAGCCCCAAUGUAUGAAUCAAAAAAUGCACCUGAAGAGCUAAAGGCCACUGCAAGACAGCAUCCCCGGGAAACUCCUGUGAUCACUGAGACGAAUGUCUUGUCUGUUCUCCCAGCCAAUCACGACGCUCAACAACAAAAAGAGUACACAAACAGGGAACCUAUUAGUCCAAGCAGGACAGUAACUGAAACAGUAACAGAGACGCUAGCACCUGCUUAUGCUAAAGUCUCUGACGUUACUCACGCUAUAACUAAGAAGAUUCAAGAUAUGGCUUUCCCGGAAUCAACAGAACCAGAGAUAAAGGAUGUUUCAGCAAUCAACACCGCAGGAACUAACCAACCUGCUGGCUUCAACACUAAGGUAUGGGACAAAGGCGUGUCGAUGAAGGAAUACAUAAGCCAGAAGUUUACGCCUGGGGAAGACGAUAGAGAACUUUCUCGAGUGAUAUCUAAAGCUAUCAGCCCUCGCAAAGCUUCUUCUGAGGCUGGUACAUUUGAUGGAGCUACAAACAUGGUACCUUCUUCAAACUCAUCAGACAACAAAGCUCCCCUUUUAGCCAACACGAAUGAAAUUGUUAAGGAAGAAAAUCAUGGGAAGAUGCUUCAAUCGAACUAAAGAUCAAAGUGGCUUUCUUAAAUCUGUAUUGGCAUAUUUUUGUUGUAUUAUGAGAUUUAACAAAUCUAUAAUAAAACAUGAUUUUUUU
Molecule: messenger RNA, 1380 nt
Organism: Raphanus sativus (radish)
Lineage: Eukaryota; Viridiplantae; Streptophyta; Magnoliopsida; Brassicales; Brassicaceae
Exons: 5
Coding region: 261-1292 (343 amino acids)
Biological process (GO): response to abscisic acid
Source: RefSeq, a predicted model, not a curated record